Molecule: messenger RNA, 1168 nt
Organism: Ilyonectria robusta
Lineage: Eukaryota; Fungi; Ascomycota; Sordariomycetes; Hypocreales; Nectriaceae
Exons: 1
Coding region: 175-1029 (284 amino acids)
Source: RefSeq, a predicted model, not a curated record
AUUGGCUGUAGAUUAGCUCGCGGGGUUUCAAGCAUUCCGAUUCCCGUCGUAGAAUCUGGUUAAGACUCUCCGGUGUCUCCCAAAUGCUUCUCCAAAUCCCUCACAUCAGCAAAAAGGGUCCAUACACACCCAACGACGACCCCACAUCUCUCACGUAUACUCACCACAGGCAACAUGGCCACUAGAGCUCUGGUAGUUGGAGGAACGAGCGGCAUCGGCUUCGCAAUCGCCUGCCGUCUCGCCGCCGCCUCUACGUCAUCUACCGUCAUUAUAAGCGGUCGCAACAAGCCAAAGGACAUUCCUCAUGCCAAUAUGGAGUUUCGCCCACUAGAUGCAUCGUUAAUGCGCUCAAUCAAGCAGUACACAGAUGCGUACAAGUCGGCACAGGAGCCACAGCUGGACCUCCUCGUCCUCACCCAGGGCAUCCUCACGACAGCAGGGAGGACCGAGACAUCCGAGGGAAUAGACCGCAAAAUGGCACUUCACUAUUAUGGCAAGCAACUGCUGGUUCGUGAACUUACCCCAGUUUUGAAGGACGACGCCAAGGUCCUCCUCGUACUAGAUGGCGUGCGUGGAAACCCGACUGGCCUCAUCUGGGACGAUCUGGACCUCAAGAAAAACUUCAGUCUCGGCAACGCGGCCAACCAUUGUAUCUCAAUGACCGAUGCUAUCAUCCAGGAAUAUGCUAUGCAGCAAAAGGGAGACAAGGCCAGUAGACGUCAUUAUGUGCAUGCCUACCCAGGGCUUGUCAAGACCGAACUUUUCGGAUCGCUCCCAUGGUAUCUCCGGGCUGGUUCAAAGGUUUUGGGCACUUUACUUGGCGUGUCGCCAGACACUUGUGCCGAGAACCUGCUCAAGGGGACGGACAAUUGCGCAGCUGCGGGUGAGAAGGAGGGCAGGUUUUGGAGCUGCAUUGACGCCAGCGGUCAUUUGGUGACCAAGAAGCACACUUGGACUGAGGAGCAGAUCAAGAAGGUUUCGGAGCACACGUGGAAGAUUGUUGAUGAGGCAACCGGUGCUGCUUCUUAAAAGGCGUCCAGUCUGUGUAUUUAGAAUGUUGACCGAUAAUACUCACCUCAAUUAAUACCGAUAGCGAGCAGCAAAUGAUUGCGAUUUACUUUUAAUCCAAUCCAAUUCAAAUCUGUUAACCCACGGGAUGGGUGUAUCA